UUUUCAACCGAAGAAUACAAAAAUGUGCAUCCGCGUAAUUGUUUUGAUACUUUUCUCGACACUAUGCGCAAGUGCCUUGCAAACCAAUUACGAUUUAUAUACCGCGAAUGGAAUUAGCUCUGGGUUAUCGGUUGAUCGACCUGAUUUCACUUUAAACGGGAAAAAUAUAAGCAUUUACAGUGGUGCCAUCCAUUACUUUCGGGUUCCGAGAGUGUACUGGAGAAACCGUUUGACAAAAUUAAGGGCGGCUGGGUUUAAUGCCGUCGAAACAUAUAUUCCAUGGAACCUGCAUGAACCACAGUCCGGUGUUUAUGAUUUCGGCAAUGGCGGAUCUGAAAUGGAAGACUUUCUCCAUCUGGAAACGUUCAUCGAAUUGGCUCAGCGUGAAGAUCUUUUCGUCAUUAUCCGUGCAGGCCCAUUCAUUUGCGCUGAAUUCGAAUACGGGGGAUUUCCCAGUUGGUUGCUUAGAGAACGUGACAUCGCAUUUAGGAGUUCUAAUUCAGUUUACAUGCAGUACGUAAGCAGGUGGUUUAAUGUGUUACUUCCGAUACUGGCCAAACACCAGUUCACCAAAGGGGGUGCGAUAAUUAUGUUCCAAGUUGAGAACGAAUUCGCUCAGAAGGAUAAGGGAAACGAUAAAACCUAUUUAAAUGAGCUUCGCCAAUUAAUGUUGGAUAACGGAAUUGUGGAAAUUUUAAGCACCGCUGAUAACCCCUGGAGAGGAGUUGGAGGAACUAUUCGAGACGAGUUUUUCAUGACAGGCAAUUUCGAUUCAGAUGCCAUUCAAAAUCUAGAUUAUUUGAGGAGCUAUCAGCCGGGAAAACCAAUCAUGGUUAUGGAGUACUGGUCAGGUUGGUUUGAUUAUUGGGGAACAUCGCAUCAAACCAAAGCUGUUGAAGAAUUUGAAGAGAUUUUUGAACAAAUUCUCUGGUAUCCGGCAUCGGUCAACGUUUAUAUGUUCAUCGGAGGCACAAAUUUCGGCUUCCUAAGUGGGGCUGAAAAUCUGGCGUUUGACGAUCUAAAUACCAAAUUCUCACCGAUCACCACGAGUUACGAUUACACCGCGCUAUUGACAGAAGCUGGCGAUUACACAGACAAAUAUUACGCUGCUCAGCGACUUAUCGCCAAAUAUAAUCCGUUUCCCACGCUUUUACCUGAAAUGCCGGCGCUGGUCCACAGGAAAGCUUAUUCAAGCGUCGCCGUUCAAGAACAAAUAACUCUCUAUGAAGUAAUUCCGACGCUGCCUUCUUUUGUUACGUAUCAUCCCGUGUCGAUGGAAAAUAUGGACAUCAACAACGGUAACGGCCAAAGUUACGGCUACGUAGUUUACAGGAAAACACUGGAUUUGGAUGCGAAUUCAUUAUUAAAAAUUGUGGGAAGAGUGUGCGACACCGUUAUAGUUCUCGUGAACGGCAAGAGAGUAUCGCCAGUGCUGGCCAAAGCUGCUGAUUUGAAUAACUUUGGUACGUGGAGGACGGAAAAUAGCUCUCUGAAGUUGACUGACGAAGAUCUUCGCGAUGCAACGCUUGAUUUGGUGGUGGAAAAUUGGGGUAGAGUAAACGUGGGUGUCUACUAUCAACCCAAAGGUUUGUGGCAGGGCGAUAUCGAGAUCAACGGGGAACCCGUUCACGAUUGGCUGAUGUACCCGUUGGAAUUUAAGAAAAGCUGGACUGAUUCUCUUUCGCAGUGGAAAACUUUCGCUGUGUCCGAUAAUAAUGACGAACCGAAAAUUUAUAGAGGCAAUUUGGAGAUAUCCGACACGCCGCGAGAUACUUACGUAGACAUGGAGAAUUGGACGAAGGGUAUUGUGAUCGUAAAUGGUUUUGUAUUAGGAAGGUAUGCCAGAAUUGGACCGCAGCAGACGUUGUACUUGCCGGCUCCGUUUUUGAUUGAGGGGUCUAAUCAAAUUGUAGUAUUCGAAGAGUUUACCUCCGACUCUGAGGUAAAAUUCGUAACAGAUCCAUUGUAUAAGAAUAAUUAAUAAAU
This is a messenger RNA of Cylas formicarius (sweet potato weevil), 1986 nucleotides long. Its product is annotated as beta-galactosidase-1-like protein 3. NCBI's taxonomy places the organism in Eukaryota, Metazoa, Arthropoda, Insecta, Coleoptera, Brentidae. The transcript has 5 exons. Gene Ontology annotation, cellular component: vacuole. The record is from RefSeq and is a predicted model, not a curated record. Gene Ontology annotation, molecular function: beta-galactosidase activity. The coding region runs from base 23 to 1981 and encodes 652 amino acids. Gene Ontology annotation, biological process: carbohydrate metabolic process.